Molecule: messenger RNA, 2762 nt
Organism: Anoplophora glabripennis (Asian longhorned beetle)
Lineage: Eukaryota; Metazoa; Arthropoda; Insecta; Coleoptera; Cerambycidae
Product: protein zer-1 homolog
Exons: 8
Coding region: 220-2535 (771 amino acids)
Cellular component (GO): Cul2-RING ubiquitin ligase complex
Molecular function (GO): protein binding
Source: RefSeq, a predicted model, not a curated record
AACUGUAAAUUGUGGUGUGGGUCGUGAAUGUACUUCUUUCUACUUGUAAAGAAUGUCAAAAAUUACUCAAUAACAAAAAUAGUUUUUGUGAAAACAUCUGGAAAAUUGAAGAAGAAAAAGCUUGUGGAACAGUUCCGCGUUUUAAAUACAUUUGUGACAGUUUACUAGAGUAACACAUGUCAUGUAAAUAUUCAUAGAACUGCUUUUAUAGAAGAAAAGAUGCUACAAAGUAAUUGUUGUCAUUCAACUGCUUUACCGUAUGAAACAUGCUGUUUCUGUAAUUCAGUACCAGAAAAACUCUUGGAUAUUUGUUUUGACUAUGUUAAUAAGCAUCUUGAAACGAUUUGCAAGUUAGACUCGGACACAGGAGAUUUACAAUUAAUAGAUGGUCAUAUUUUUCCAGUAGAAAUUUGUGAACGCUUGUUGAAUGUUCGAUCCGAUAGCAUUACACCUGUUAAUUCUAAUUUUAUUAAGAUAUUUCAAAACACCGAAUGCACUAGAUUAAAGAGGGUACGAUUAAGGAAAACAAAAAUACAAGACCAUGACUUAGAAAUCUUAUUAAAACAUAAAUUGAUAGAGUUAGAUAUAUCUCAUAGCCCCAAUCUAACCUCAAAUUGUAUAAGACAUAUUACGGAAUAUGGAACUAGUCUUUUGUCUCUUUGUGUGGGUGAAAAUACUGAAAUUUUUCCCACCAACAUUUAUGGCAAACUACGAUUCAAUGAAGAACAAUACGAUAGAGGUUUCAUAUUUCUAACACCUAAUUUAAAAAGGUUAACAUUAAAAGGUUUAAAUUCAUUACAACCAGAUUUUUAUAUGUUACUUUUAAAUCCAUUGUCGACAUUAACAUAUUUAGAUUUAUCCAAUUGUAGUGAUUUACAAGAUUUCGAUUAUACUGAACAUCUUGUAAAUUUAACUUCUCUUGUUUUAUAUAAUGUAGACGGUAUUGAUACCAAGGUACCUGCUAUUUGCAAAUUAACAAAUCUCCAACAUCUAGAUAUAUCUCAAUCGAGAGACGAACAAGGAAAAUAUGAGAAGGGUACUAAAAUCCUAAAAACACUAGUUGAAAACUUGCCUAAGCUUACCUCUCUAGAUAUUUCGGGAACAAAUUUAGCGGGGAGAGGUGUAGCAGAAACUACUAAUGGUCAUGCUUCGGACAUACCAGGUUUAAGUUCUAGAGUUAACAAUCCAUUUCAAUAUUUAGGACUAUAUGAAACAAGUCAUGACGCCUGUUUAAGACAUGAUAUACCUGCGAAACUGAUCGCUGGAAAUGCCAAUGAAGAACAGAUAUUAGUAGCUGCUUUGGCUUAUUUGGAUAGGACCGAAAUGCUGCAGAAGGUGAUGAAUGAACUGUUUCACUUAUUCCGUUUUGAAAAUUGCCAAUAUGUGGGUCAAGCACUUAAUAUCGUACUAGAAGCUAUGAACAGGCAUUUGUAUGAAAGACAUAUCCAAAUAUCAGCAAGUGCAACAUUAUUUUAUAUAGUCAAAGGGUUUGAUAGACAAUUACAUGACGUGAAAAUUAAAAGAAGAAUUAUAACAACCUUAUUAAAUGGUAUGAGCAUUCAUAAAAACGAUGAUACUAUGAUGAGAAACGGCUGUUUAACACUAUGCCAGUUUCGGAUACCUAUUGACAUACUUUUUGAUUAUGAAAGGCUUGCCAAUAUUUUACUACAUUCGGUCGAUGGACUGGCUCAAGAAAGUUUUGUGCAAAGGAUUGGAAUAUAUUUGCUUAAUUCGUUGGCAUGUCAAGUUGAUGGCCAACAGAAGGUCAAAUUAGGCGAGUUAGGAGCAAUAGAUAAAAUGAUUUGGUUAAUAACAGAGCGAUUGGAAAGAGGGCUGUGCGAUGACGUACUAGAAGUAGCUUGGUCCACAAUGUGGAACGUGACUGACGAAACGCCAUCAAACUGUAGACGGUUUUUGGAAAAUAAAGGGAUGGAACACUUUUUGUCGUGUCUUGAGAAGUUCACCGACAAAGAAGAGCUGCUUCGAAACAUGAUGGGAUUGUUAGGGAAUGUAGCAGAAGUAAAAGAACUACGACAUUACCUAGUAACACCAGAAUAUUUAUCGGUUUUCUCUAGACUUUUAGAUUCCCAGAGCGAUGGCAUUGAAGUUAGUUACAACGCAGCGGGUGUUAUUUCUCACAUCGCCUCGGACGGGCCUCAAGUGUGGACUGUGACUGAACCAUCUCGAAAUUACGUUCUAAAUAAAAUGGUGUUAGCCAUCGAUAGGUGGGAUUUGAAUUCCCAGAGAAACAUAAAUUAUAGGUCCUUCGAACCCAUCCUGUACCUUGUGAAGGUUUAUCAUACGGCCGAAUGCCAACGUUGGGCCGUUUGGGCUCUGGCAAACCUCACUAAAGUAUACCCGGAAAAAUAUUGUACAUUAGUAGAAAAAGAGGGUGGGCUACAAUUGCUGGAAGAUUUAAUUCACCAUCCUUUGCCUCCGUUAGCCGUAAAACAUUUGGCAGCAGUCGUAAUAGAAAAUUGUAAGAAAUUUCAAGAGAAUGGUUGGCAAAACGUAGAUGCUUUAUUAGAUGGGUGAAAUAUUUUACUACAUAUUAACGAUUGUUAUAAAUACUCAUCAGGGCAAUGUAAAAUUUUUUUGUGAUUAUUACUGGAACACAAAAAUGUUAAAACUUUAUACACUAUCACAAUUUAUGUGGACUGUUAAUUAAUUUUGAAUUUAAUGUAAAUAGUUUAUUUACAGAUACGUAAUGUAUUUUAUUAUAUUUAUUUUAUAAUCUAAAGUAGAAUUAUGUGAUUUUUAUU